AUGACUGUGCCAACAAAGACUCAAUAUUCUAUUCUUGUCAUCAACCCCAACACUUCAACGCACAUGACUAAUGCUUUGAUACCCAUACUGGAUAAUCUCGGGCAUGGUGGCAUACAAUUCGACUACUUCACAGCUCCAGCAUCCGAAUCAGUCACGCUUCCCGAUGGAAGAGUGGUAGAAGGAGUGCCCAGUAUCGACUCUGGUGAAGACUCUGUCAAGUCGGCUUUUUAUUGCAUGCCCUUCAUAGAGCAACUGGUGUCCGAGUACGAUGGCUUCAUUGUGGCCUGCUUCUCAGCUCAUCCCCUCGUUGGUAUGCUCAAAGAAAAAGUCAGAUCCAUCGAAGAUGCAGAGUCAUCGGGAGUUCCCUCGGAACUCAAGGUCAAGAAAAAGUACGUGACGGGUAUUUUUGAAGCGGCAGUUCUCGCUGCCCUCGAUCUCGGCAAGGCCCAAUCUCGAGAUACGUUUGGCAUAAUCUCGACCGGUAAAGUCUGGGAAGCUGAACUCAGCAAAGCGGUCGCCGAUAUGCUCGGCAACUCGGGAGAUUCCACAUCCACCGGUCGGUUUGCCGGGGUGGAAACAACUGGACUGACUGCCGUCGAACUACAUACUACCCCUCCUCGCGAAGUGAGAAGGAGACUUGUUGAAGCGACAGAACGGCUAUUGAAGAAAGCAACCCAUCCUGUUGGUGCGAUAUGCAUGGGCUGUGCCGGUAUGGUGGGCAUGGAAGACGCAAUAAGAGAGGGAUGUGUCAGAGCAUACGGACGACGGAAAGGCAGUCAAGUCAGAAUAGUCGACGGCGUUAUUGCUGGAGCAGGGAUGCUUGCGACGGCUUGCAAAGCCGGUUUCUAA
Molecule: messenger RNA, 849 nt
Organism: Aspergillus niger
Lineage: Eukaryota; Fungi; Ascomycota; Eurotiomycetes; Eurotiales; Aspergillaceae
Exons: 2
Coding region: 1-849 (282 amino acids)
Source: RefSeq, a predicted model, not a curated record